Fomitopsis serialis is the source of this 845-nucleotide messenger RNA. RefSeq lists its product as uncharacterized. The transcript has 3 exons. The coding region runs from base 344 to 706 and encodes 120 amino acids. The record is from RefSeq and is a predicted model, not a curated record. NCBI's taxonomy places the organism in Eukaryota, Fungi, Basidiomycota, Agaricomycetes, Polyporales, Fomitopsidaceae.
GCGCUCAACGUUCGGCGGGGCGCCGUCGCCGCCCGAUGCCCACAGUGGUGUCCUCGAGAGCUCGGCGGAAGUUGUGCACGAUUCCGCUGUCCUGUUCAUGGGGCGAUGUCGCAGGGCACUCUGCGGCUCAAACUUACUGAACGUACAGCCGAGGCGGUUUCCUUCUGGCUUACAAGCAUGCAUAGAGCCCAGAACUCAAAGAGAGGACUUGGGGCAUGCCGGCAAGAACCAGCGUGUCCAGGCCUCAGGCCGAUGGCUGUAGAACCAUGAUGUUGUUGAAUGCUGCUGCUUUGCUCCCCAGUAGAUAUUCAGGUUGACCAUUUCACAGGAAUCCCAGAGCACAAUGAGCCGCAGGGUCAACAACGAUCGAGCGCGGAAGCAAAUCGCGCGCGGCACAGUCACAGUCGCAGCGCUACGCCUUGCCGAUCCUAAACCGAAUCCAGAUAUUCCCCGCCGUGUUUACGCGAUGUCCCUGCCUCGUUUGAUGCACUAUAAAAACGGGCGAGCCCUCGCCCGGAACCUUGUCGCUUUCCUCGUCUUUCCUCCCACCUCCAGCCCGCGGGUGUCGUGUCCUGGGUGCUCACCACUACGACGAGCCUGUUGGUCUGUGGUGCGAGCGUUGACAUGGGUCUGGGACACUAUCCUCUUCGCUUGCCCAGCUACCGCUCAGCGCACGGACGACGGUACCACCCGUACCCGGCAGUGAGACGCCACGCAAACAACGAUGAGUUCUACAUGGACCCAAUCCCUGAUUUUGACUUCGAAGCCGCUGAACACAUGCUGGACGUGCCUCCGAGUCUGCAGCUGCACCCCGUGCGGCGCGAAGACGACGACGACGACGUGAC